AUGCCGACUACAUCGCCAAAGCUAAUGGGUGAUCAUGUAGGGAGAGCCCGCGAUGGUCUCUACGAACCAGUCCUCGCCGAUAGCGAAAGAGAAGCCGUUGCCGACCUUCUCCAGUAUCUCGAAAACCGGGGUGAAACCGACUUCUUCUCAGGCGAACCCCUUCGAGCUCUCAGCACCCUCGUCUUCUCCGAAAACAUCGACUUGCAACGGAGCGCAAGCCUGACUUUUGCCGAAAUCACAGAGCGAGAUGUUCGCGAGGUCGAUCGUGAUACUCUCGAACCGAUCCUCUUCCUCUUGCAAAGCCCCGAUAUUGAGGUGCAGCGCGCCGCCAGCGCGGCGCUAGGAAAUCUCGCGGUCAACACCGAAAACAAGGUUCUGAUUGUCCAGCUCGGCGGACUCACGCCACUCAUUAGGCAAAUGUUGUCGCCGAAUGUUGAGGUACAGUGCAACGCAGUUGGAUACGAGAACCGCCAGCAACUCGUUAACGCCGGCGCAAUUCCGGUUCUUGUCCAGCUUCUCUCUUCAUCUGACGUCGACGUCCAGUACUACUGCACAACGGCUCUCAGCAACAUUGCAGUCGAUGCUAACAACCGACGCAAACUUGCCCAGACUGAGUCCAAGCUCGUCUCGUCGCUGGUCACGCUUAUGGAUUCAUCAUCACCUAAGGUUCAGUGCCAGGCAGCGCUCGCUCUUCGCAACCUUGCUUCUGACGAGAAGUACCAACUCGAUAUUGUGCGGUCAAACGGUCUCGCGCCUUUGCUUCGACUCCUGUCUUCAUCCUACCUCCCCUUAAUUCUUUCGGCCGUCGCCUGCAUACGAAACAUCUCGAUCCACCCCCUCAAUGAGUCGCCCAUCAUUGAAGCCGGUUUCCUGAAGCCCCUUGUCGACUUAUUGGGCUCUACCGAGAACGAAGAGAUCCAGUGCCACGCCAUCUCAACCCUUAGGAACCUCGCUGCCAGCUCUGAUCGUAACAAGGCCCUCGUCCUUGAUGCCGGCGCAGUUCAAAAGUGCAAGCAGCUCGUCCUCGAUGUGCCGGUUACCGUUCAGUCCGAGAUGACCGCUGCGAUUGCUGUUUUGGCUCUUAGCGAUGAGCUCAAGUCUCAUCUUCUCAACCUCGGCGUCUUUGAAGUUCUUAUUCCUCUCACUCAUUCACCUAGCAUCGAAGUCCAGGGCAACAGCGCUGCAGCUCUUGGAAAUCUCUCUUCGAAAGUGGGAGACUACGCGGUCUUCGUUCAGGAUUGGAAAGAACCCAACGGCGGUAUCCACGGAUACUUGACGAGAUUCCUCCAGAGCGGCGAUGCUACGUUCCAGCACAUAGCAAUCUGGACUUUGCUUCAGUUGCUCGAGUCCGAGGACAAAAACCUCAUUCAGUUAAUUGGCCAAGCACAAGACAUUGUUGAUCAGAUCAAGGAGAUCGCCAACCGUCAGAUCGAGCCGGACAACGAAUUCGAAGACGACGAUGAAGGCGAAGUUGUCAACUUAGCACAGCGGUGUCUCGAGCUUCUUGGCCAGAGCGGCUCGAAGUCUCACAUUGAAGGUUAA
Messenger RNA from Colletotrichum abscissum, 1542 nucleotides. RefSeq lists its product as uncharacterized. The record is from RefSeq and is a predicted model, not a curated record. Gene Ontology annotation, molecular function: protein-membrane adaptor activity; protein binding. The transcript has 6 exons. Bases 1 to 1542 code for a protein of 513 amino acids. Gene Ontology annotation, biological process: nucleus-vacuole junction assembly; vacuole inheritance. Gene Ontology annotation, cellular component: fungal-type vacuole membrane. Lineage: Eukaryota; Fungi; Ascomycota; Sordariomycetes; Glomerellales; Glomerellaceae.